AGAAAACCCUAAUUUAUUACUGCAAGAAAACAAACUUUAUUGUCCUUAAUUUCUUCACUUUCUCCUCGUAUUUGCAACGGUAACCUCUCCAACUAUUCCCCUAUAUAUCCCCCCUCCUCUCCACCCCCACUCUCCAUCUCUCCACCUCUCGCUCCAUACAUCUUCUCCCGUCGUCUCAACUUUCCAGGGUGGGUUCCCUGGAUUCUUCUUCCAGCUACAGAAAAACAGUAAACAUCAAUCAAAGUAUCCUCAUAUUUCUCCGGCAGUCAUGGCUGAUCAUCAUCGGAGAUACGGUCUUCUCUUUCUUGUGUUCUUCUUCUCUGGGUUAAUCAAGUUUUCUUUCGCGUAUCAGUUCGUGGUUGGUGGUCGACAGGGGUGGGUGGUGAACACUUCUGAGAACUACAACCACUGGGCUGAGAGGAUGAGGUUUCAAGUCAAUGACACUCUCUUGUUUAAAUACAAGAAAGGGUCGGAUUCAGUGCUGGUGGUGAACAAAGAUGAUUACGACAACUGCAACACCGGAAACCCGAUCCUGAAACUGGACGACGGGAACUCAGUUUUCAAGUUUGAUCGCUCCGGGCCGUUCUUCUUCAUCAGCGGUAACAAAGCCAACUGCGAUCAGGGCCAGAAGCUGAUCAUCGUUGUCUUGGCCGUGAGGAACCGCCCCCCUCCGCCGCCGAAUGCUCCCGUUCCCUCCGCCGCUCCGCCCAAAUCCUCCUCAUCACCUUCCCCGUCUCCCACGGGUGGAGCUCCGUCGCCAGCUAGCUCGCCCCUGUCCCCAUCUCCCGCGGGUGAAGCUCCAUCGCCCGCUACCUCUCCUCUGUCCCCAUCUCCGUCUGUUGGAGCUCCGGCACCAGCUAGCUCGUCCCCGUCUCCGUCGGGUGAAGCUCCUGCACCAGGAACCUAUGAAUUGUCCCCGCUUCCGGGAGCUACAUCCCCUUCAGGUGCUUCAUCGGGGACACCAGGAUCGCCGAAUUCUUCUACUCCGGGAGAUGUUAAUGGCAAUGCACCCGGCGGUCAGGCCGUCGGUAGUUGUGUUGGUGGCGACAGUAGUGGGAGUUGUGGGCUUGGGUGGCUGUAUCGUUUCCCCGAAUUAAUGUUGUUAGGAAUUUUAUUUAAUUUUUGGUAGGGAAUAUUUUGUUAAUUGCAAUUAUUUGUCUUAUUAUUUUGUGAUGGA
This is a messenger RNA of Sesamum indicum (sesame), 1177 nucleotides long. RefSeq names its product early nodulin-like protein 1 (gene ENODL1). The record is from RefSeq and is a predicted model, not a curated record. Gene Ontology annotation, cellular component: plasma membrane. NCBI's taxonomy places the organism in Eukaryota, Viridiplantae, Streptophyta, Magnoliopsida, Lamiales, Pedaliaceae. Gene Ontology annotation, molecular function: electron transfer activity.